AUGUCGCCGAGUAAAGGAUUAUUAGAUUCUGAGUUCUCCACAGUAUCUCUCGGUUGCUUUCAUGACAAUCAUGACAGUGAUAGUGAUUCUGUCUUCACUUCUGAACGCUCACAAUCACAAUCAUCAAAUUCAUCCAAACAUCCUCACGUAUGGGAAACCCCAUUUACCCUUCCCCUUCCUUUCCAUCAUCGCAAGAUCAAGCACCCAAUUCAUCAUGUCGAAUAUGGUUACGACCAUGACCAAGGCCACGGACAUGCUACUGUAAAUGAUUCGGAUAAUCUGAUCGGUGUCAAUCAGGCUUUAUCGUCCAUCGUUUCUUUUAAUUUCAGAAAUCAGCUCUCUGUGAAAUCAGAUUCGCCACCUACAAGUCUCUUACCUCCAAUUGAAAUUACCUGUGAUGGAAGAUCUUCUGAUCCAUCCGCACCCCCACGGACAAGAAAAUUUAAACCAUCUUUCUAUCUAUUGGACCACGAGGAAGAUGUGCCCCAAGUCGUUAUUGACUAUAAUCGAGAACAAACGAAUUUCAACAAUAACUUCAAACAAGCCAGUCGAUAUCCCGAAGAUAUGAGAGGCGUUAUGCCGAGAUUUAGAGUGGCUAAUCCUGAUUUUCUCUCAACUUCCUUCACUUCAGCUUUUUCUUCUUCUUCACUUGGAAGGAUUGACGAUGAUGAAAACAAUGAGGAUGAUGAUGAAACGAGAGGAAGUAUCUUUCUGGGCUCAGAUGAUAGUACUGAAGAUCUGGGACUGGGAUUCGAAUCGAGUAAUUAUACUUUUGAUGACGAACUGUACUUCCAAACCCCCGACCAUCGAAGAUAUGAUGUUUUCAAAGCAAACUCUCGUAACUUGGUAGGCGGUACUCGGGAUCCUUCGAGUUGGAUUGAAAUGAUCAAUGGGACUACAGACAAUAAGAAGAAUACUGGACAAUUUCAAUGUUUAUUAUGCCUCGAUGUGAAACAGAGAAAGUCGGUCAAAUGCAAAGAUGUACAUCAAUUGACUCAAGGUCAACCCCAGAAUGGUCACUUGUCAACCUGUUCGGAUUGUGGUCAAAAUGUGAACACACCCUUCAGUGGGUGGAGAAAAUGGAGAAAGUCAGAAAAACGAAGAACGGUCAGCGAAGAUUGGACGCACAAUAAUGGAUCCAAUUUGAAAACAGGAGCUCCAAGUUCAGCCACUACCAAUUUUGGAAAAACUGCGCGUCAAAGAUCAAAGGGUUUCUUGAGAUUUUCGAUCGAUUUAGGUAUUCGUAAAGAUCUCAUUAGAAAGAAUGGGAAUGAGGAUGAUGAUGAUUGGCACAGAGGGUCGUCUUCAAAGAUCAAAGGUUCUAGAGCUUGGAAAGACAAAUUGCCAUUCUUCUAA
Molecule: messenger RNA, 1356 nt
Organism: Kwoniella shivajii
Lineage: Eukaryota; Fungi; Basidiomycota; Tremellomycetes; Tremellales; Cryptococcaceae
Exons: 4
Coding region: 1-1356 (451 amino acids)
Source: RefSeq, a predicted model, not a curated record